UUACGUAGUUGGUGUACAAAACGUGAAAGUCUUUUGAGGUCAUGUUAACAGCAGAAUUGAACCUUGCUACAUUUAAACCCUAUAGAAAUAUUGGUUUGAAAAUAAGUUUUAGGACCACAAACUGAACUGUUCCAUUGCAUUUCUUAUUGCCAAAUAUUUCUUCUUCAAAAGUAGGCUACUAAAAGAAACGUUAAGGAACCGGAAUAGUUAAAUUCCUUACGGUCCCCAUCCCUUCUCCCCACAUAUGUGUGUGCGCGCGCGUGCGUCCGUGUGUUUGUGUGUGUGCGCGCGUGCUGGAGGAGGGAGAACUCUUAGCUCUGAAUCCAGCCACGAAUCACGGAGAAUGUGCGCGAAAUGCUUCACUGCUGUUCUCUGUAACUCCACAGGGCAGAUUCUGUAUUAUAUGACUGCACGAAGGGGUUUGGAGUGACAUUGAAGAAGACGCAUUUCUGAAGACCCAGAACCGAACCUCCCUCUCGAGCUCAUCUACAGUCAGCAUCCGUACAUUCUGGACCUGUUACCACUCGACUGGUAUAACACUGACCAUUUCACCCUGUGUGGAUACUUCUCCAGACCGCAGAGGAUUCGCGCAAUUUCCAACGGACCAAAUUAUGACUCAUUUUACUUUGCUUGGAUGAGUUUUCCAUCUAUUUUAUUUGCUUUGAUUUUCGACCAUAACACAUGUAAUAUUGUUAAAUGUUUAAUUGAUCAAAUAACAAUUAAAUAAUGACUUUUUAAUGCCCCUCCCUUCAAAUUAAAUAUUUUAAUGCGUUUUAUGAGAUGCGUAAAAUGGAAUCCACUGCGCGUAAAUUCACGUCGGAUUAACUCUCUCUUCGCAUCCCGGCCACAUUCCCGUGAAAAUCUAUGGAAGUAGCCGAGUUUGCUUUGAACUUGCUCUAGGCUGGGUGCCGGGAGUAUUUUCUGCGGGACGUAGUGAGGAUGCAGUCGGGGAUGCGGGCGCUCUGUGCCGGCGGAGGCGCGUCUCUCUGCUGCCUGCUCAUGCUGUGGAUGAUCUACACCCACAUCCUAAAAGAAGGUCAGUUGGCAGUAGGCACAUGUGAGAUAGUGAUGUUGAAUAGAGACAGCAGUCAACCCAAGCGCACUAUCGCCAGGCAGACAGCCCGCUGUGCCUGCCGGAGAGGACAGAUCGCUGGCACCACACGGGCCCGACCAGCAUGCGUGGACGCCCGAAUAGUGAAAAGCAAGCAGUGGUGUGAGAUGUCCCCAUGUUCAGAGGGCGAGAUCUGCGGACUGCUCUUCAAUCGCUCCGGAUGGACCUGCACCAAAGGCGGCGGCCGCAUUAAAACCGUCACGCCUCUGCCCAAGGAGCCAUCCUAAAGGACUUAAGAUUUCUGCGAGGAGGUUUGCCGACAUUCACAGGAGCGACGCCAAACAGGAAUCAUCCAUCAGCCCCCACACAUUUGUGUCCAUCCUCUCAUCUCGGAGCUAAAGAUAUCAGCUGCCCAAAUCCACAUCACCCUCAAACAGGAAAUGGAACCCGUGCGCCAUGGUUACAGUCAGUCCAGCAUCUCUACGGUUACAUGCAGGUCAUCGAGUCCCGACGGUCGUCAUCAUCUCACAGCAGGGGACGUGCAACAUUUCUUAGUGAAACCUUGACAUAAUUGAACUGUUUCAGUUUUGAUCUCAAGAUACAUUAGCUAGGAGAACAUUUCACUCGCUUUCCAGUUAAGCAGACAGGGAAGACUGUUCGCGCACCUUUCAAACUAAGAUUAUAUAAGUUCCUCGCGAACGGCAGCGUGGGUGUUGUGUAAGAACGAUCUUGACGGACCCCAGCUGCGUCUUCAGAGCAAGGACAUGUCGUCGACGAAAGGCCAAGGAUGUGCAGAGACCUUUAAAUAUACACCAGAGAUCGCCUCUCUGUAACGAGAUAACUUGUUUUCCUUUAAAAUUGCGGAUGAAUUGAGAAAAUCGGACAAAGCAGCAGCUGACUGAUGUAUCUUGUAGAUUUGACCUCACGUGGUUUGACCAUAUGGAUUGUGUGCUGUUGAGCUCUGUCUGCGAAUGGCAACGCGUUGAUGCCGUCAACUCUAAUCAUGGGUGAUUUAAAGAUUAGCAAACAAUGUGUGGAUGUCAUCUGUCCCUUCCUCUCUGGGGCGUCUCUUUCACUCUCUGCUUUAAAUGUCUGUCUCUAAUGGAUAUAUCAUUUCUAUCAAUACUUUAUUUUGACUGUAAAUUGACACUUGCGAUGGGGUGUUGAACUAGAUAGGAAAUAAAGGGUGUGUCCAUGUAAAUGUG
Molecule: messenger RNA, 2256 nt
Organism: Megalobrama amblycephala (Wuchang bream)
Lineage: Eukaryota; Metazoa; Chordata; Actinopteri; Cypriniformes; Xenocyprididae
Gene: tafa5l
Product: TAFA chemokine like family member 5, like
Exons: 5
Coding region: 940-1338 (132 amino acids)
Source: RefSeq, a predicted model, not a curated record